Uranotaenia lowii is the source of this 5100-nucleotide messenger RNA. RefSeq lists its product as uncharacterized. Gene Ontology annotation, biological process: DNA integration. Gene Ontology annotation, molecular function: zinc ion binding; nucleic acid binding. The transcript is spliced from 5 exons. The coding region runs from base 1 to 5100 and encodes 1699 amino acids. The record is from RefSeq and is a predicted model, not a curated record. Lineage: Eukaryota; Metazoa; Arthropoda; Insecta; Diptera; Culicidae.
AUGCCGAAGUCAACUGCUGCAGAGAAGGCCCCGCCGUCGCUGAAGGUUUUACGGGUGAAAUUGAAGGAAAUCCAAACCAGCUUUUCCGACAUUUGGAUGUUUGUCGACGGGUACAGAGAGGAUUCAACUCAGGGUCAAAUUGAGGUUCGAUUGGGUAAAAUUGAUGAGCUGUGGGAAAACUUUUGCGACACUUUAGUUCAGAUCAAAGCGCACGAUGACUUUAAGGAGACCGAUGAUUUAUUUGACAAGGAACGGCAAGAUUUGAGCAACCAGUACUACUUUUGCAAAGCAUUUUUGGUUGAUCGAGCUAGAGAAUUUGCGGUGCCGGAUUCGAUCAAUCACACUGUUCGAAUGAACGAAACGUCAGGCCAUAGUGGGAUGGAUCAUGUGCGGUUGCCUCAGAUAAAAUUACAAUCUUUUAAUGGUGACAUUGAAGAUUGGCUUGGAUUCCGAGAUCUGUUUACCUCGUUAAUCCAUUGGAAGACAGAUCUUAGCGAAGUUGAAAAAUUUCAUUAUUUGAAGGGUUGUCUUGAAGGGGAGCCAAAAACCCUGAUAGAUUCACUUCAAAUUACGCAGGCCAAUUACACAGUAGCGUGGGAAACAUUGCUCAAACGCUACAACAAUAGCAAGCAGCUAAAGAAACGACAAAUCCAAGCCUUAUUUUCUCUUCCCCAUCUGAACAAGGAGCUUCUCUUGGUGCAUCUUCUCUCAACACGUUUGGAUCCCGUCACACGUAGGGGGUGGGAGGAAUUAUCAGCUAGCAAGGAGGCGGAUACUCUCGGAGAUUUGACGGAGUUUAUUCGGCGGCGGAUUGCGGUUCUAGAGGCGCUUCCAUCCAAGGCAUUGGAAUUGAAGGGUGGUUAUCAGCAGACAGCGGGACAGAAGCAGAAACCAUACGUUCGGCGCUCCACUGUUUCGGAAAGGGUGAAUCUACUUCGAACACAUGGGUUGUGCCGAAAUUGCCUAAGAACGGGACAUCAGGCUCGGAAUUGUCCAUCGAAAUUCUCCUGCAAGCAGUGUAGUGGUCGUCAUCAUUCGCUGGUGUGCUUCCGCUCUGAAAACAACAGUAACGGCCAGGUUUCAGCAAACGCAUCGAGGAAUGAUUCUCUCUCCGACGAUCAGGAAGCAGAAUCAUCGACACGUGUGGCGAACAUGGCAGCUCCAAUUGGUUCAACAGUGAAUUCAGCUUCGCAAUUUCGAUCUCGUGUUUUACUAGCGACAGCGGUGGUCAUUAUUGAAGACGAUAUGGGUAAUCAGCUUCCGGCAAGGGCGCUGUUGGAUUCCGGAUCUGAGAGUAAUUUUAUGACUCAACGGCUUAGUCAACGGAUAACGGUUUCUCGAAACAAGGUGAAUGUUUCGAUUCUCGGCAUUGGGCAAGUUGCAACGAAGGUGAAGCAGAAGGUCACCGCUGUGGUGAAGUCUCGUACAUCUGAAUAUGCUCGUGAACUUAGUUUCUUGGUUUUACACAAGGUUACGGCAACUCUUCCGACAGCAGAUGUCAACACUGGUGGAUGGAAUAUUCCUCAGGGAAUUUCGCUAGCUGAUCCAGCCUUUUUCCAGUCCAAUAGCGUGGACCUCGUCUUGGGAAUUGAGUGCUUCUUCGAGUUCUUCGAAACUGGUCGAAGAAUAUCGCUUGGAGCAAAUUUGCCAGCACUCAAUGAAUCAGUCUUCGGAUGGAUCGUAUGUGGAGGUGUUUCUCAACCGGAUAGCUCACUAAGAGUCAGCUGCAACGUCUCGGCGAACGAGACACUUGACAUGCUGGUGUCACGGUUUUGGGAAUCCGAGGAGAUUGGAUCAAAGAGGAACUAUUCCCCGGAGGAAAGUCUAUGUGAGGAGAUUUUUGAGCAGACGGUUCAGCGGAAUUCAAGUGGGCGAUACAGUGUUGCUCUGCCAACGAAAAAGAUUGCGGUGUCAAGGCUCGGUGGCUCCAGAGACAUUGCUUAUCGACGGCUCUUGGGUACCGAACGUCGAUUUGCUCGAGAUACAGAACUGAAGCGCCAAUACAUGGAAUUUAUGGAAGAGUAUCAUCAACUUGGUCACAUGCGGAAGGUUCCGGCGGAGGAUAUUGGCAAUUUCAGAAGGUGUUUUCUGCCACAUCAUCCGGUAAUAAAGGAGGCGAGUACGACUACCAAGGUGCGCGUAGUCUUCGAUGCCUCUUGCAAGACAUCUUCGGGAGUUUCGCUCAACGACGUCUUGAUGACCGGGCCGGUUGUACAGGAUGACCUCAGGUCCAUCAUUAUGCGGUGUCGGACGAAGGCUAUUAUGCUGGUGGCAGACGUGGAGAAGAUGUUUCGCCAAAUUGAGAUUCAACCCGAAGACAGACCUCUCCAGUGUGUGUUAUGGCGCAACAAUCCGAACGAGGAAGUAGGUGUUUACGAGCUGAACACGGUGACCUACGGCACGAAGCCGGCACCGUUUUUGGCUACCCGGACUCUGCAACAGCUCACAUCAGAUGAGGCAGCUCGUUUUCCAUUAGCGGCGCAAGCGAUGGCGGAUGACACCUACAUGGACGACGUCAUUACCGGAGUGAACAUCCUCGAAGAAGCUAUUGAGCUCAGGAAGCAGUUGGAGCAGAUAACGGAAAGUGGAGGUUUUCGACUACGCAAGUUUGCCUGUAAUCGGUCGGAGGUUCUUCAGGGUAUUCCGGAAGAUAAUUUAGCGAUUCCUGGGUUCGUGGAUUUGGAUCCAGAUCCCUCUGUCAAAACUUUAGGACUGACUUGGUUGCCUGGUCCGGAUACCUUCAUGUUCCAGUUUAAUUUGCCAAAAAUCGAAGACCUGAAGUUAACGAAACGCAACGUUCUCUCUGUUAUCGCCAUGUUAUUCGACCCCCUAGGGUUGCUGGGAGCCACUAUUACCAUGGCGAAAAUCUAUAUGCAACAAUUGUGGACUCUUCAAAACUCGGAAGGCGAUAGACUUGAUUGGGACGAGCAACUACCUUCCACGGUGGGUGAGCGUUGGCGAAAAUUUCACGAGGAGUUGCACUGGCUGAACACCAUCAGAAUUGAUCGCUGUGUUAUUCUCCCCAACCCGACUGAGCUCGAACUUCAUUGUUUCUCGGACGCUUCUGAGAAGGCGUUUGGAGGUUGCAUCUAUAUUCGUAGCAGAGAUUCUCACGGUCUGGUUUGGACUAGAUUGGUUUCGUCGAAAUCCAAAGUGGCCCCAUUAAAAUGUCAAUCGAUAGCACGUCUCGAACUCUCUGGAGCGUUAUUGAUUGCAGAACAAUAUGAAAAGGUGAAGGAUUCCUUGAAAAUUGCGGCUAAGGCGUUUUUCUGGACCGAUUCGACCUGCGUUUUGCGGUGGUUGCAAGCGAUUCCGACUGUGUGGACGACGUAUGUGGCAAACAGGGUGUCGAAGAUUCAAUCUAUCACUCAGGGAUGCAAGUGGAACCAUGUACCAGGCAUUGAGAACCCGGCGGACUUAAUAUCGAGAGGAGUGUCGCCAGCAAAUAUCGUAGAGAACCAAUUUUGGUGGAAUGGACCAGCCUGGUUGAGUGAAUUACCGGAUGGUUGGCCUCAAGCGCCAGCUUUUCGUGUUCAAGAAGAAGUAGAUGAGGAACUGCGUCGUACUACUGUUAUCGCUUUUGCCUCUGAAACAGAGGAUUUUGUUCAGAAGAUAGUGUUUGCGGAUGAAUGGAAGAUGUUAACGACAGGGAAAUCGGUGUCUAGGAGCUCGCCGAUGCGGUGGUAUAACCCAUUUUUAUCAACGGAAGGAGUUAUUCGACUUGGUGGAAGACUGAGGAAUUCUGAUGAGCCUAAUGACGCCAAAUAUCCGGUUGCACUUCCUGCUAAGCAUCAACUUUCGACGUUGCUUAUCAGGGCCAAGCCAUCUCCAGUCCAACAGUUCAUGGGCGAUUUACCUGCUUCUAGAGUGACCAUCGCCCCAGCCUUCCGACGAAGUGGUGUGGAUUAUUUUGGUCCUGUUUAUGUCAGACCUUCACCCAGACGCCCAGCAGUCAAGGCCUACGUUUGUGUCUUCAUCUGUCUAUGCACAAAGGCGGUUCACCUGGAACUGGUCUCAGAUUUGACCACUGACCGGUUCAUUCAAGCGCUGCGCAGAUUCGUUGGUCGCAGAGGAAAAUGCGCAGAAAUACUUUCCGACAACGGGACCAAUUUCGUUGGCGCCCGUAACAAGAUGAGAGAACUUUUAAAACUUCUGAAUGAUCGUUCCCAUCGUGAUCAAGUGGCCAGAGAAUGCGCAAACUCCGGAAUACAGUGGAGGUUUAGUCCGCCCAGCGCCCCUCAUUUCGGUGGUCUCUGGGAGGCUGCAGUACGAUCAGCAAAGAAUCACUUGCUUAGAGUGCUCGGAGAAGAGCCAGUUUCGCCCGAAGAUUUCAACACCUUAUUGGUUCAGGUCGAAGCGUGUCUAAACUCCCGACCGUUGACACCCUGUUCAGACGACCCUAACGACUUGGAGCCCCUAACGCCUGCUCAUUUCAUCAUUGGUAGCUCACUCCAAGAAAUACCAGACGAGGACGUUUCGAAUGUGCCCUUCAAUCGACUUGGUAAAUGUCAGCAGGUCCAAAAACGGUUCCAGCUAUUUUGGAAGCGAUGGCGGAGGGAGUAUUUGUGCCAGCUGCAAGCUAGGACCAAGCGAUGGAAGUCCCCAGUUAGCAUCACCGAAGGAACCCUAGUUGUAUUGAAGGACGAGAACCUCCCACCUCUACGUUGGAAAAUGGCUCGUGUUCAACAGACAUACCCUGGCAGUGACGGAGUGGUACGAGUCGUAAAGCUGAAAACCGCACAAGGAUGCAUCGAUCGCCCUGUUGAGAAAAUCUGCAUCCUUCCCAUCGAACCCAGAGAACCCUUAACUGAUCUCGCUCAAGCCGGUGUUUUCAACUCGACCGGACUAGCGAGCAACGAACCGAGAUCUAAAAAUAGCCUGCACCAACUAGAUUUUUUCUACCCGGAAUCACCAAGCCAUCGAUCCAAACAAUACCCCAUCGAGGCCACCAGCAAUCAGUCGACGAUCAUCAGCCGGUAUUGUUCCGAGGGAAUCAUCACCAUCUGCUAUUGUUUCGCUUUCACUUUCGUCAGAGGCCGGUUGGAGGUUUUCGAGAUCUGCGAGAGCGAACUCGGAAAACAUCGCAUGCAACAAUCCUGA